This is a messenger RNA of Gadus macrocephalus (Pacific cod), 7868 nucleotides long. RefSeq names its product muscleblind-like splicing regulator 3 (gene mbnl3). The coding region runs from base 764 to 1963 and encodes 399 amino acids. Gene Ontology annotation, molecular function: metal ion binding. The transcript is spliced from 9 exons. NCBI's taxonomy places the organism in Eukaryota, Metazoa, Chordata, Actinopteri, Gadiformes, Gadidae. The record is from RefSeq and is a predicted model, not a curated record.
CCCCCCACCCCCCCCCCCCCUCCCGGACACGCCGGCUCCCGGCGCAACAAUACAAGGACGCCGCCGCCUCCUCCUCCUGCUCCUGCCCUCCCAAGGUUUCCACGCCUGCUGAUAUUUAUCUCCCCUAGACGUAGCUAGCGCCAGCCAGGGCUGUCACACACACGUGGCCAUGUUGUCAUGAGCGGGGGUUCACGCCUUACUGUGUGUGUACAGGGAUAGGUGCGGGGACAGAUCUUGAAAGGGGAGCUCGGGGCUACCAGACAGACCGGACCAGUCAUCCCAGUGCCUGCGUCACCAGGACAGUGCGGUGUCCUGAACCCGGACGCUACAUUUGCUAGCAUGCCAGCGUGUCACCCCGGCGUUUGUUUUUACCUCCUAUGAGUCAGAGCUGGCCUCGGUUCAUCGCUAAGCCCCUGCCAUCUAGCUCAGCCCCCACGAGUCCAGUUCUUUAACCCUUGUGGCAUCGCCCAGGUCCCAGCGUAGUCGAUCCCUUCCCCUCGCCCCCCCCUAAACGUCCUCAAACCCAAUUCACCCCCCUCCGUUUCGGUAAACAGAAGCCAUCCUUGUGUUGAAGUUUGCCGCUGCUGUUUAUGUGGGAUUAAUAUCACUUUUGAAAUCACACGUAGCAAACGACCUUUGCUGAUUUCCCGAACCACCGCCACCGCCGCCGCCACAGCCACCGCCGCCACAGCCACCGCCGCCACCGCUCUCUGAACACCGCCGACCCCGGCCCCGUCACCAGACGGGGGUUUUGCGGCUCGCCAUGGCGGUCAACAUGAGCAUGAGCAUGGGCCGGGACACCAAGUGGCUGACCCUGGAGGUGUGCCGGGAGUUCCAGCGGGGCACCUGCUCGCGCUCGGACGCCGAGUGCAAGUUCGCCCACCCGGCGCGCAGCUGUCACGUGGAGAACGGCAGAGUCAUCGCCUGCUUCGACUCGCUGAAGGGGCGUUGCACCCGCGAAAACUGCAAGUACCUGCACCCCCCGCCCCACCUGAAGACCCAGCUGGAGAUCAACGGCAGGAACAACCUGAUCCAGCAGAAGACGGCGGCGGCCAUGUUGGCUCAACAGAUGCAGUUCAUGCUGCCGGGAGCCCAGUUGCAGCCCAUAACCACGUUCCCCGUCACGCCCUCCAUGGCCACCAGUCCCAGCAUGGCGUUCAGUCCCUACCUGAGCCACAUGGCUCCAGGGAUGGGCCUGAUGCCCGAGCUGAUGCCCAGCGCCCCUCUGCUGGUCCCCGGGAGCCCCACCGGCCUGACCGCCAUGGGCAACGGCACCUCCACGCAUAAAUCCAUCCGCACAGACAAGCUGGAGGUGUGCCGGGAGUUCCAGCGGGGCAACUGCACCCGCGGGGAGAACGACUGCCGCUACGCCCACCCGCUGGAGGCGGGCAUGGUGGACUGCAGCGAGAACUCGGUCAUCGUGUGCAUGGACUACAUCAAGGGCCGCUGCAGCCGGGACAAGUGCAAGUACUUCCACCCGCCGGCGCACCUGCAGGCCCGCAUCAAGGCCGCGCAGCACCAGGCCGGCCAGAACGCCGCCUCCUCCGCGUCCAUGCAGGUUCCCCAGGGGGCCAUGCACCAACUACCAAAGAGGUCCCCCAUGGAGAAGAGUAACGGAGCCCCCGCCACCGUCUUCAGCCCCAGCAUGUUCCACUACCAGCAGGCCCUGGCCAACAUGCAGCUGCAGCAGACCUUCAUCCCCACCGGCUCCAUCUUGUACAUGGCCCCCUCAGGAGCCAUAGGACUUAUGAAAGCCGCGGCCCCCCCGGCAGCGGAGGGCCGCUGGGAGAGACGGGACUGGAGCGGCUGCCGGCAGGGGCCUGGCCGCCUGCUGUCUAUCCCUGGAUUCACUGUUCCCAUGACGCACGGUGCCUCCUCCACUGUCUCGUCGGCCUCAACCCACGUCACCAAUGUUCCUUUCGCUGAAUCCGCCGCGUCCAAUCAGACCCAUCGGAGGUCAUGAACGGCGACGCAGUGGAGCUCCAUUGCAUCCCGAUGGAGACCCACUUCUGUCCCGUCCCCAAGCUGCUGAUGGCCACUCCGGUGGGCCUCAACUCAGUGAGCCUGGCCCGCCACCCCAGUUAAGAAACCCCGCCCCCUCACCCUAUCCACUCUACUGCACCCAUCCACCCACCCAUCCCUUAAAGAGUAACUCGACUCUCAGAAUGCAACAAAAAUGUGCCUAAUCCAAAUGUGCACACUUACCGAGUGGCAGUGUGAACCUGAAGGUGGAGAUGUUUUAGUGUGUAAAGAAAAGGCCCAGAAUACCGGAGCUGGGCCGAGUGCCGCACUCUUUGGAGGGGGAGCCUCUUGAGCAUUGGGGAGAGAACAGCCGCCAUGACAUGAUCGACUUUAGGCGGUGGCCCGACGCUCCCAGGCUCCCACAGCCAUGCAUGCCCAGUGCCACACCUUCAAGAAAUACACGCACUAAAACACGCAAACACACACACAUAAACACACACAUAAACAAGUUUUCGACAGCGAAAAAAAACCCUCAUGGGUUCCAAGCCAUCGUCUUGUACUGAAGAGCAAACGACAUGACUGGGCGACUGCACCAAAGUAUAAGAAAAGAUCAAUAAUACGGCAGAAAUGCUAAUUAAGGAAUUCCACUCGAUUAACUAACCGGAAUGCCAAUGGUCACCAUUAUGUUUGGCACUGAUGGCAUUAUGUUGGAAAGGGGGGGGGGGGGGGGGUUUGUAUUGUAUGAAAUCGAAUUUAUGUUUCAUGAUUUGUGUUUCGAUAUUUUAUGUCUCAAUUUUAUUAGUACAAUGCUGUCAAAAAAAGUUUUGUGUUUUUUCAGGGUCAAUCAUCUCAUUCUACCUGAGAAACAGAACAUCCGGUUAUUGUUAAUUUGUCUGUGCCUUUAAAUGAUCUAUUGUGGCACAAAAUGUGACCUUAUGUGACUGUCACUAAAGAAAACAAUAAUUUGGCUGUGAAAAAAUAUUUCUUUUUUAUUUUAUUGAAAUUUUGUAGACAGGGUUCCGUUCUGUUUUAUUUUCUCGAGGGUAAACAAAAACUAUCCAAUUUAUACCCUAAAAAUAUUACAACUAGUGGUGAACGGGGUUCAUUUGGAGCAAAUGGUAGUGCUCUUUCUUCAGCAACACAAUGUCUUUAUGGAGCAAUGUGUAAGAUGAUAAAGGCUAGUACUAGUGUUUAGCUUAAACUCCAUACCAGUUUAAGUUUACAAUUAGGUCAAACUACAAUAUAUUUAUCAUUCAGUAGCUAAUAUUGCCAAUUAGAUGUAUUUCAUUUAUUUAUGAUAACCAAACAAUGCCCAAAGUGCAUCAUAAUUUAUUGCUUUCAAAUUUGUUGAAUAUUUCACCAUAAAUUGUUUAAUGCUAGCCCUUGAUGAAGAUAAAAAAAUAUUCCUAUUCCAGCCAUCUUGGCCCGGGCAUUUUCGGUUCUUUUAAAUAUGAAUAACAGCAUGACUCUUACACAUUUCCCCUUUAAGCAGCGUUAUUCCAUGUACUCUGACCUUUUCAUACAGGAUCAAAGUAGAUCAUUAUAAAUAUAAAAGCUACCAUUAUAAAUCAGAAUUGGUCUUCAGUGCAGUAUAUCUGACCAGUGAAUGUUCUUUGGCUGUAAAAGCUUUGAAAUUAUUCAAGCGCCACCUACUGUCUUUGGCUUUGAGGUCAGUUUAUCAGUCUUUCUAAGAUUAUCCCAAUUCCAAAUUUGAUUAUGGAUCUCUGUGCAAUGUUUGAUGAAUGACAAUCUCUAAGCAUAGUCGGGGCACUUGUUAAGUAAAACAUAACGCCUAUUACAUCGUAGGUGCUUUAGAAAGAGUUAAAAUAAGUCCUGGUCCCAUGUCGGCUUGGAUCUUAUUUGAACCAAAAUGAUCGCCUGGGGAACAAAGCUGAAACUGAACAAUUUCUUAAUUGGGAACUUUGAGCUUUGACAGCCAAUGAUAGAAUGGUUGCACAGCAUGAAAGCAGCAAGUGCUUUCCUGUUUUUGUGCAAAUUCACCAAAGUCUGUAUUGGAAGAGUAGUGGCCUACGAAUGGAACAUCCCUAGUCAAUGCGAUAACUUUUUGUGUUUCAGAAAAUUGAAACACAAACGCUGUACCUGGUAGAAAUCUAUAAAAAAUUACAAAACGGCAACGAGGGAAUUGCUUUUAAAUAUAAUUGUAUUUUUGGGGGUAAAUUUCUCCCCAUUGUUUGGCUGUUGGAGUGACUCAGUGGCACUAAGAUUGUUAUUUAAAUUGGCUCUUCAGGGAGAAAAAAGAGAACUUGAAUCUGUGUUGUCUGACUUAAAAAGCGUAUUCUCUUUUCCUCUGAUUCUGUUCAUUCUUUAAUAGUCUACAGACUCUAAAUGCUAAUACUACUCUAGUCAGGGGAGGACUUAAUUCCCACAAGGAGAAGCCAGAAAACAAAAUAUGUGGGCCGGAGAUAUGAAAGGUGCCCCAGAUUUGAUCCCACAGUGGGUAUCGAAUAAUAAAAAAUUAAAUAAAAAACGGAAUACACUGGCCGUCGAAUUUUGGAUCUAAUACAAUUAAGUGAAGGGAAUAUGUGCCUCUUUCCAGUCUCCUUAAGUGUUGAUUGUUCAUACACUGUUAAACAGAUCGAUAGGGAUAGAUGGAUCUGUAGUUCAUCGUUCAUCAUAACAGUAAACUAUAUCUGUCUAGUUUCUUUGGGGCAGCUGUGCUGUCUUGACAUGAAUAAGGUAAACGUAACCAAUACUCUUAAUUAGUUGUGUGCAUAUGUAUCUAUGUUAAAAGAGACGAUGAAUCCCAUAUUCCAUUAGCUGAAAAGGGUGACUCAUUUUGUGCCAUUUCCCACUGAAGACGUGUCAUGUUUAAGUCAUGUUAUUGUGUCGUGAAUGUAUUUAAUGCAAAAAAAAAUUAACCAUGCCCAUUUAAAAGAAUGGCAUGUGGAAAUAUAAUGAUUCACUACAUAUAGACUUUUUCAAAGGUAACAUAAAUAUCAUGUUGAUACUGUGUUAGGACAUUAAAGUAUGUGUAUUAUUAUAUAGAUUUAUAUUUAAUGUUCAUGGGUGGUGUGACUACUUAAAAAAAUAAUAAUAUCCUUGAGCAAAUUCUGUCCCGACCUUUGUUUCAUGAAUUUGAUUUUAAAGGCAAAUGUUUCUCUCUGACUUAAUGAAGUGAUGAAAAGAAUGUCCAGGCAAGUUGUUUUGUCUAAACCUUAGAGCUUUGGAAGACAUGCGUUGUCCAGUCAAGAAAAAAAAGAAAAAAUGUCAUUCUGUCAUGUCAUUAUGCCUUCACCAACUGCUAUCCAGCUGGAAUAACAAAAUACUUGACAAAUGAAUGGUGCCACUCUUGAGGUAUUUAAUUUUAACUGAACGUUUACCAUUGUUUGUCAUGUUUAAAAGUGUCUAUUCCUUGUACACUUGAACGUGUUUUUGUGUGAGUACAUAGAUGAUCUUUUUCUUUAUAGUCUCUCACUCUUUUCCUUGACCCUCGGUUAUCUACAGACCGGAUGUUUAGUAUCCACUGUAAUUAUUCUUGCCAUCUUCAUGAAUUCAUACCCUUUGACUGUGGAGAAUAUGCAACUCCUUUUUGUCAUUGCAUACCGUGAGAUCAGAUCUCAAAGCAUGAGGACAGGUCGUAUUCUGUCCUACUGGAGGUUCUGAUGGCCAGGACAGAGCCAUGGGGCCUGGUUUCUUCGUCACUGUAUAAAGUCGUGAUUGCAAUGUAAUGAAAGUAAUUUAGUGGUAAGUUUUAACUUUUUUUUUAAUUAUUUGACAAAAUAAAUCAAUGCAUGAAAAUAAAAAAUAUUCAUUUAAGUAAAAUACUUUGUGUAGACUUAUAACGAGUAUGUAUACCUAAAUUGAUAGAUCCAUUGUUAAUUAGAAAAGUUACUGUUGCUAUGGCAACAAAAUUACAAUGUGGCUACCUUUGUAUUAACCUAAUUAUUUUUCACAUAAAUUGAAAUAACAAUUUAGAGAAUAAACCUACUUAUUCACAAAAGGGAAUGUUUAGUUAGUUUAGAGUAUGUUUUACGGAAACAAAUAAGUCAUUGUAAUAUUCAAAAUUCCUUUGGGGAGACUGGUCACGUGUAACUUUAUUAUGGUUUGUGAGUGUGUCUUAAAUCUGCUUUGUUUUGAUUGUUUUUCUUUCCUUUUUGUUGGUGUCAAACGUAAAAAAUAUAGAUUUUUGCUAACGUAAACAUGUAUCUUUUGGGAGGUGAAGAGGUUUUUGGCUUGAAAAAUGAAACGAUGGACACCACAACCUGCCCUCUCCCAUUCAUUAUUUGGACCUUCCGUCCUCGGACUAGAUGAUUUUUCUCGACUAGAAGUGUUGUUCAUCUGAAGUCUCUUUCCUCUCCGGCUAGCCCAGCUGUGCUGGUUGAUGUCGAUCCUCGCUGGGGUGUACGAAUGUGUGAUAUUCACCUUGUUUGCACUUAUGUACAUAACUAUGUCAAAAAUAUUCAAAAAUUUAUUUUGAAUAAAUAUAGAGAAAACUGAUAAAAACGAAAUCGCUGUAUUGUUAAGCAAUACAACCAGUAUGCUGUUAUAAGUUCUAGGAAUUAUGAGAAAGACGGUUUUGAAUGAUUUGUCCUGUUCUAUUUGCUAAAGCCCUACUGCUUGCUAAGCAUGAUAUUGUUAUGCUGUAAAAAAAAUCUGAGCAAUUUAGACAACCAUUUUAUAGGUGCAGCAAGUAUCUGAUCUUAAAAUUAAGUUUGAAAGAUUAAUUUAACGAUACCUUUUUUGUCAUUUUUAAAAGAUUCCAAAUGAUUGCGUAAUGCAGCAGUGAUAAAUCUUUCGUGAAUUACUGAAUUAAAUUUCAAAUAAUUAUUCUCCUAUUACCAAAACAUUUCUUUAACAGUCUUUAAACCGAAUAUCUGGAUGAGUGAUAAUUUUACAUUUAUUUCUUUGUAAGAAAAUGAUGUCAUUUGUUUUUCUGCUCAAUCACUAUGAUUGCUCAAUAAUCAGUAAAUCUGACUCACCUAUUGAAUUUCUAUCAAAGAUUGGACAGUGAAAAACAUGUUCCAAGAGAGCUUUUAAUACAAAAUACCCUUUAAACUAUAUACAUCAAACCUGGCCAUUUAUCGCUUUAUAUAUUGCUUGUGAAGCCAAUGAUUUUGUUGCCAUGGCAUCUGUCCUAGUGUUGGAUUAACUCGAGAGUCAUUCCGUUGUGGUGUUUCGAAGCCUUCAGGAUGGGGGGGGAAAAAAGAUUGUUUUUUGUUUUUUCUAACAUUGUGUUAAUGCCUAAUGCUAUACUUCUGUACUGUGUGUAUAUCAAACCCAGGAAAUCAGCUUUGUGUCUAUUUUGCUCUGUAUCCUGCAGACUUCUACUGCUAUAGUAUAGUGGAAUGUACAUGUGGGCUACCAUGUAUGAAUUGGGCUCCACUGGCAGUAGAUUUUUGUUUAACAUCACUGCAUUGUGCUUUUAUUCCACUUUUGUUGCUAUCACUUGACCACAGUUAAGUUUAUCUGUGCCUUCAUCAUUAAGCGUAUAUAUUUGUGUUUUUCCUUUGUGUAACUCUAACAUUAUAAUCAAUUUCCAUUUCACAAUUCAUUUCCAGAACUGCAUGUACAGUGAGUAGCUGUCUUGACUACUUUGGAUAGAGUUGGUGAACCAUGGAAGCGAGUAACAAAAUAGCAACUAGAGGAAAAGCAUAAGGGCCAGGACUAAGCCAUACGAAACACUUCUCUCUCUCUCUUCUCUCUUCUCUCUUCCCUGCCUCUCUUGCACACUGAAACAUCACAGCCCAGUUUCGUCGCUCUACCAUAUUGUUGCUUAUCGUUAUAUUUUAGCUAAUUGGGUUUCUAUGUGCUACUGCUACAUGGCAAUUUAUUUUGUGGUGUAUGAUUAUCAAAAUGCAGGUUCAUUUGCCUAUAUGAUGAUGAUGACCUUUUUCUAUUUUUGUUUUGUUUUACCCCUUUAAUAAAGCCCUUAUUGGUGAUCAUCA